Molecule: messenger RNA, 417 nt
Organism: Lachancea meyersii CBS 8951
Lineage: Eukaryota; Fungi; Ascomycota; Saccharomycetes; Saccharomycetales; Saccharomycetaceae
Source: the annotation of a GenBank genome assembly
AUGAGCCUACUGAUUGUUGAUAUGAGACAAGUACGGCUUUUAGCCGCGAAAAACCGAUCAGAAUUGGGUAUGGAACGUUUAAGAGUGAUCGGACAGUGUAUUGGAAUAAGGUCGCACCAAGACGAUGCAGAUAAGAUGCAAUUGAUGCUACAAAACGUUAAAGAGCUGAAUCACGACUGCGUGGCGUGCGCGGAGAUUUCGGUUGGGGAAGAAAACCGAUCCAGCGGGUGCUGGACGGACGGUACCUUGGUGGAAGGCAGUGUUUGCGACGUACGAUGUUGCAUUAUAGAGGGUCGCGUGGAGGCCAUGGACGUUAGGGUGUGGUCGUUGGGCGAGCUGAAAACGUUUAAGGAAUUUUGGCACAGCGACGUGGGACAGCGCUGGCGACGCGUAAGCGAGGAUCCUGGGACUUCUUAG